GCCGGGAAAGAGCGUCCCACUACCGGUUCACCUCCGUGACCCGGAAGAGGAAGCCGAGGCGCUCCGUGCAGGGGGCCAAAGGGCGGGGCCAAACGCGGCGGAGGACUCGCCUUUCUGCUCCGUUUCCCCUUCUCCUCAUGGCGCCCCUUCACCGGACCGCCCUCAUCUUCGGCGGCUUCGUGGCCGUGGUGGGCGCGGCCUUCUACCCCAUUUACUUCCGGCCGCUGAUGCACUUGGAGGAGUACAAAAAGGAGCAAUCGAUGAACCGAGCUGGUGUUAUCCAAGAAGAAGUUCAGCUCCAGGACUGAAAGUCUGGUCUGAUCCAUUUCGAAGAAAGUAAAGACCUCCGUGGGCAUUGCCUCGAGGAUGGCUACCUUUCCCUUAUCCCAGCGAUCACGCACCACGUUAUUUUAAUCCGCAAAGAUAAUGCAGAACAUAUCGGCGAGUUGGGUUUGUUUUGCAGCGUCAGUUUACAUAACGUAGGUCCCGGCUAUCCAGCGGUAGCGGAGCAAACAGCAUCGAAUGUUUUCUUCAAAGCAGAUGGAAUCUGUUUUUGCUGAAGAAAAGGAAGGGGGGUUGCUUUUGGAAACUGGACACAGUCAGAGUAUUUUAUGCAACUGGUGUUUCUAUAAAUACGUGCGGAUUAGCCGAGUAUUUGCAAAGGAGAAGAGCAUUGCCUCCGGGCCUGCACAAAUGAUGUUUUCAUUCAAACCGGAUGUGUUCUCCGAUUUACCUGUCUCAUAAAUAAAAACAGAACAGAUCAUAUUAAUAUGCA
Messenger RNA from Heteronotia binoei (common prickly gecko), 775 nucleotides. It is a transcript of the gene SMIM20, whose product is annotated as small integral membrane protein 20. The record is from RefSeq and is a predicted model, not a curated record. Gene Ontology annotation, cellular component: mitochondrial inner membrane. The transcript is spliced from 3 exons. Bases 138 to 308 code for a protein of 56 amino acids. Gene Ontology annotation, biological process: mitochondrial respiratory chain complex IV assembly. Lineage: Eukaryota; Metazoa; Chordata; Lepidosauria; Squamata; Gekkonidae.